Molecule: messenger RNA, 1550 nt
Organism: Tetranychus urticae (two-spotted spider mite)
Lineage: Eukaryota; Metazoa; Arthropoda; Arachnida; Trombidiformes; Tetranychidae
Product: Pre-mRNA-splicing factor Slu7
Biological process (GO): mRNA splicing, via spliceosome
Cellular component (GO): spliceosomal complex
Molecular function (GO): pre-mRNA 3'-splice site binding
Source: RefSeq, a predicted model, not a curated record
UAACAUUGGAAGUUGUCAAUUGUAGUUGACUAAGGUUUUGAUUUUGAAUGUUUGUUUUGUUAUUUUAUUUUGUGCUAAUCUCACUCAAUUAAGACAAAUCAUUAAUUUUUUAUCCAAAAUUUUAUUGUGACUGUAAAUAAUUAGUAGUAGUCUUUGAAUCAGCAAUUGGACUACAUUCUUUGACACAAUCUGCUUUUAUAACGAAAAUGAACCAACCAAAUAAAUUGUUUUCUGAUUUAGUUAAAGAAGUUGACUUCGAAGAUGUGCCCUCGAAACGAUCCAGGGAAAACUACAAGAAAGAAAAAGAAUUAGAUGCUUUGAGAAAAGCUGGUAAGGUCCCAGCUCUUACUGAUGAAGAGGGAAAAGAAAUCAACCCUCACAUUCCGGAAUAUAUUGCUUCAGCUCCAUGGUAUAUUGGAUCAAGUGUUCCUACUCUUCGACAUCAAAAGGCAGUGAGCAGUGCUAAAAAUGAAUCAAGUUUGGAUGACUGGUAUUCCAGAGGGAAAAGUAAACAAAUUGCAACAAAAUACCGACCAGGAGGUUGUGAAAAUUGUGGAGCUAUGGGACAUACUCGCAAGUUCUGUUUCGAGAGGCCGAGAAAGAUUCCAGCUAAAGUGUCCGGUGUUGUGAUUGCACCUGAUGACCCAGUUUUACCUGAUCUAAAAUUCGAUUAUGAUGGUAAGCGGGAUCGGUGGAAUGGUUUCCAGCCACAAAUGUAUGAAUCAGUAAUUGAAAAUUUUAAAAAACUUGAAGAAGCAAAAAAAGUGAUUAAAGAAUCCAAAAUGAAAGACGAACUGGCUACCGGUAAUGCUGAAACAGAAAAGAAAGCGGAUUCCGAUUCAGAAGAAGAAGAAAAAUAUGCUGAACAUUUGGACAUGCCAGGAACCAAAGUUGAUAGCAAACAAAGAAUUACUGUAAGGAAUUUAAGGAUCAGAGAAGAUACAGCUAAAUAUCUUCGAAAUUUGGAUCCUGAUUCUGCUUACUAUGACCCCAAAACACGAUCUAUGCGUGGAAAUCCAUAUGCUAAUACUGCAAAAAAUCCAUCUGAUUUACCUUAUGCUGGCGAAAAUUUUCUUCGUGAUACUGGAGACACAUUAAAAGUAUCUCAUGUACAAUUAUUUGCCUGGCAAGCAAGAGAUAAAGGAGCUGACAUUCAUCUUCAAGCUGAACCUACAAAAACUGAAAUUGCCCAUCAAAAAUAUGAGACAGAAAAAAAGAAACUUAAAAGAUCAAUUGAACAAAGUAUUUUGGAUAAGUAUGGUGGUGAAGAAUAUCUGCAGCAGCCACCCAGAGAAUUGAUUUUUGGUCAAACUGAACAAUAUAUUGAAUAUUCGAAGGAUGGAAAGGCUAAAAUAGAACCUCCCAAGGUAAUAAUCAAAUCAAAAUACGAAGAAGAUGUAUUUAUAAACAAUCAUACCUCUGUUUGGGGUUCAUAUUAUGAUGUGAAAAAUCAUAAAUGGGGCUACAAAUGCUGUUCAUCAACAAUAAAAAACUCUUAUUGUUUGAAAUAAAUAUAAAGACAUAAAUAAAGAUUUUUGAUAAAACCAAUG